CUGUGCUCCCUCCCUCCCCGUCCUCGUCGCCAACCCCGUGAGAGCGCAGCCAUGGCCCCGACCUACGAGCAACCGCGCGCCGACCUCGACGUGACCCUCCCUCCUCGACCCUUCCUCGCCCCUCACGCACGCGUCUACCCUCCAAACCUCGUCCACAACAACCAGAGCCUGUACUACGUCAAGAGCACGACCGCCUGCCUCGCAGGCGCCCUCGCCGGCAUCCUCGGCCUCACCAACCUCGCCGGCUUUGCCCUGUUCCUCGCGACGAGCGUCUCGGUCGGCGGCGCCUACAGCCUCGCCCAGUGCGGCGCCAACCCUCAGCGCUUCUUCGUCAAGCCGAGCGAGCCCCUCCUCGCCGGCACGCUCGGCAACUGCUUCUCGUUCAUCCUGUUCUGGACUCUCUUCUACUCGCUCGUCUACAUCUACGACUGAGCGUGUCGGCGUCGACAUGUGGUUCGAGCGCCCGAGCCAGCCGAGGACGACAAACUUGGAUCCUCGGCUCUUCCACGUCACGCCCGGCCUCGAGACGACGAGGCCGUGUCGGGUCGACCUGACGGCGCCCGCUCUCGCGAG
This is a messenger RNA of Rhodotorula graminis WP1, 573 nucleotides long. RefSeq lists its product as uncharacterized. The record is from RefSeq and is a predicted model, not a curated record. Gene Ontology annotation, cellular component: EMC complex; membrane; endoplasmic reticulum. Bases 52 to 432 code for a protein of 126 amino acids. Gene Ontology annotation, biological process: protein folding in endoplasmic reticulum; autophagosome assembly. Lineage: Eukaryota; Fungi; Basidiomycota; Microbotryomycetes; Sporidiobolales; Sporidiobolaceae. The transcript has 6 exons.